Messenger RNA from Plectropomus leopardus (leopard coralgrouper), 2406 nucleotides. RefSeq names its product PPARGC1 and ESRR induced regulator, muscle 1a (gene perm1a). The record is from RefSeq and is a predicted model, not a curated record. Lineage: Eukaryota; Metazoa; Chordata; Actinopteri; Perciformes; Serranidae. Gene Ontology annotation, cellular component: nucleus; cytoplasm. Gene Ontology annotation, biological process: response to muscle activity; regulation of DNA-templated transcription.
CAAAAUGUGAUUUAGUGGUAAAAGCAGAAGAUGUCAUCACUGUAUCUAAAGCAGAAUGUGAACCUGAGAAAGCUCCAGAUUCAAGGCAUUCAGUGUUUGCUAUGUCAUCUUUUUGGAAUGAGAUGGAGAAGCUUACAAUCAAUGAUAUUCUGGGUUUAAGAAUGAUCAGCAAAGCUGCCCCACCCAGCCUUCUCUCACCUUUACAGGAAAUUGAGGAAACUGGCAUGUUGGCUAUGACAGAUUCAGGUGUUUUUUCUCAGCUGGAUGAGUCCAAGCCUGAACCGAACGAAGACAUAUCCAGUGAUCCUAACUCUGUAGAAUCAAGUUCUAUCAUGGCAGCCGAGUUUUCGUCUUCAGCGGAUGUUAUGUGGGAGAGUCUAGGUGCUGAUAUUUACCCUGAGAGUAUGAUGUUGACAUCUGUUAGUGACAUUUCUCAACCGGUCCUCCCUGGAGGUCCUGAAACGUGCCUCAGAAAGAUUUCUAAAAACAUAAGUGUGCACAAUCUACAUGCCCUGGCAUCUGAUUCUUUCAGCUACACAAGGAAAGACCAAACUCUACAAACCUUAGACGAAGGAGAAUUUUCAAAAGGAGAGUAUUUCGCUGAAGGACACAUGCCAAAGCAAGACACAGACGUGGACUCUUCAGCUUCAUUUUCAGACAGCUACAGAAUCUCUCUCACAGAUAUAUUUCAGUAUCUCUUCAGUGGAAAGCAAUCCGUCUCCAGCCAAUCAGCCACGGAUAACAUAACCACGUACUACACUGAUGGAAAUUCUGUCCCUGAAACUUAUGAUCAUUUCUUCUCAGAGUUUGAUACAGAAAGCUUCUUCUAUCCUCUCAUCACGUCAGAAGAUCAGUCCAAAGACGAGCUGGUUCCUAUCUUCUCCUACUCUCGCUCAGCUAAUAGAAAUCUGCAGUUCCCUGAGGCUUAUGAUCACUUCUUUGCAUCCUCGUCUUCUGAUGAUUCUUCUGUGGAGUCUGAUGAAGAAGAUACCUGCAGUCCUGUGAGGGUGUUGACCAGAUUCAGCCAUACACCAAGCACAUCUGAGAGUUCUACAGACAUAUAUGAUAAUUUCUUCACAGACAGCGACCUUAAACAGAAUUUCUUUUGGAAACCCACAUUCUCCUUCAGGAAGAUUAGUUUUACUGGAUCUACAGUCCAGAAGAAGACUCUCUCAAAACCUCUAUCUCGAGUGCAAAGUGUCCAAUCCUUUCGAAGGACAGUUCAUUCUAUAAAUGCUCUGGGAAAUCAAGAUGGGAAGUUUCCUGAUCCACUUCUCUACCACCUGGAGGACAGGAUGUACACACAACUAGCACAACAGCCUUUCAGAUAUGAGGACUUGCAGACGGCUGUUUCGAAUCCAAGGUUGGAUGCCUCUCUUCUGCCUCUCAGACAGUCAGACAUGUGUCUCGUUUGUAUUGCAUUUGCUUCAUGGGUGCUGAAGACUGCAAAUCCGCAAGUUGGAGAUGCCUGGAAGGCUGUUCUGCUGGCGAAUGUAAGUGCCCUGUCAGCAAUCAGAUAUCUGCGUAAAUACGUCAAGACGAUGGCGACCAGUGAGAAGAAAUCGGAUUACACUGCCCUAUCUGAUUCUUGAUGUCUCUGCCUCUGAAUACGUCAAGCUUAAAAUUUAACAUUUUUCCAUAAAACCCGAUGUGAACCAGUGCUAGACCUCAGUAGGAAUUUGUUGAGGAAUUUGUCAAAUGUUUGAUGUGCUGUUAGAUGUCCUUACUAUAUAUUUGCACUUUAAUGGCUUGAAGUUUUAUUGAAGUAUUCUCUCCAUUGAAUGGAAACAUGUUGGUUUGUUUAUUAGUAGAUUAAUUUUGCAAAAAAUUUGAAUUCUGAAAGGUUUCAUAUGAAAUGACCAAAGGCAAGACUAAAGCAGUAUAUUUAAAAGAAAGAAGGCUGUGGAUAUUUGUAAUUAAGGUUUCAGUAUGUGUGUGUUGAAGAGAGAUGAGAGGCAGGCUUAUUCAGAACUGUACAGAGUUGAGAUGUUAGAUGGACAUGAGAUAAAUGGAUUAACCUGAGCCACCUGAGGAUUUUAAGAUGUUUUGUUUCCAUUCCAUUCAUUUUGCAGAUGAUUUUAUCCAAAGUGACUGUUAUGUAAUAUUUCCAAUGGCGAUAAUUGAAAGGAUUUUACAAAAUAAGAUUAUAUGAGGCAACCUCUAUUGUAAUAUUUUCCAAAAUGGCAAUUUAGCAAAACACCCUUACAGAAGUUGAAUUUAUAUAGUGGACUGUGUUAUGUGCCAGUUAUUUUACAAUUGAUGAAGGGCAUUUCAUUUUCAUCAUAGAUGAUUUAUAGAUGACUGUACAGUAUUUUGUGAUAUGAGUUGCUCUGUGAGUUGUUGAUGUCUUUCAGUUUAACUACAGUAAACAACAUCUCUGAGAUGUGUGCUGUGUCUCCUGUUUUU